CCAUAUUCCGUCUUUACAUCCACACAUCUGCACAUCAAAAAUUCCGUCCCAAGAUUCUCCAAAAUGGCCUCUUCAAUCGACCCUGUCCAGCUCGAUCAGAAGAUGGCGGAGCUGAUUGACGCCUUCGAGUCACACCCCCAAGUGCAACCGCCAAACCCCCACCCAACAGCCUUCUUUCUCCUCGACUUCGUUCGCAAUUCUCACAGAAUGCUGAAGACUGUUGACGCCGCCAAGUACGCUGCAGGCGACAGCAGCGCUCAGGAAACCGUCAAGGAAGUCGUCGGCCGCAACCAGUUCGCCAACCUGCUGCUCAACGAUUCGUCCGGCAAAUUGUCGCUUAUGACCGGCGGCGACCCGUCGAACCCAGUCGACUUCGGUCCUGACAUCAAGGCCAAGGCUGACGCUCUGAACUAAACGGGCAAAUGACCGAC
Penicillium pulvis is the source of this 431-nucleotide messenger RNA. RefSeq lists its product as uncharacterized. The record is from RefSeq and is a predicted model, not a curated record. NCBI's taxonomy places the organism in Eukaryota, Fungi, Ascomycota, Eurotiomycetes, Eurotiales, Aspergillaceae. The transcript has 2 exons. Bases 64 to 414 code for a protein of 116 amino acids.